Molecule: messenger RNA, 801 nt
Organism: Penicillium alfredii
Lineage: Eukaryota; Fungi; Ascomycota; Eurotiomycetes; Eurotiales; Aspergillaceae
Product: HpcH/HpaI aldolase family protein
Exons: 4
Coding region: 1-801 (266 amino acids)
Cellular component (GO): cytoplasm
Molecular function (GO): aldehyde-lyase activity
Source: RefSeq, a predicted model, not a curated record
AUGUCAUACGCAUCAGCUCUCACAACCAUAAUUCACAACCCUCGGUUGCGCCUGCUCAAUGCUCUUCGAGCCAAGUCGAAGCCUAUCAUGACUUUUUUAGGGCUGCCGUCUUUUCGAACAGCCCAAAUUGUAGCUCAGACCGGCGUUGAUGGCAUUAUCAUCGAUUGCGAACAUGGCCAUAUCAGUGAUGAUUCCAUGCACAACUCCACUGCUUCCAGCGCUGCUAUGGGGGUUUCGCCGCUUGUUCGUCUUACAAUGACUCACCCGGAUUUGAUUAAAAGAGCUUUGGAUGCCGGUGCACACGGCAUCGUUGUUCCUCAAAUAAAUACAGCUGAGGAAGCAAGAGCUAUUGUCUCCUAUGCCAAGUUCCCUCCACAAGGUGUUCGAGGGCAAGGCUCGCCGUUUCCCGGUAUCGCCCAUGGCAUUGAUCUUCCGACAUACAUGAAAACAGCCAAUGAGACUCUUAUUACGUGUCUUCAAAUUGAAUCGAAGGCGGGCGUCGAUAAUGUUGAUGCGAUCUGUGCUGUACCUGGUAUUGAUAUGGUUUUCAUCGGGCCCAACGACCUUGCCCUAUCGAUUCUUGGGUAUGUUCCUGCAAAAGGGGACGAGCCUGAGUUUGUCGAUGCCAUCGAAAAGAUCGUGGCGGCUGCUCGAAAGCAUGGCAAAUGGGUCAGCCGAUUAUCAAACGACGGGGCCUCUUGCAGGGAGCAUCUCAAGGUUUUUGAUAGCGUGGCCAUGAGCUAUGAUAUUCGGGCGCUUCAAAACUGGUAUACAGCUGAGUUGCAGGUUGCACGCUCGUGA